AUGCCGAAGCGCUGGCGAACGAUCGGACUCGACUGCAGGGAUAGAAAGGACGCCGACGUUGACAGAAUGUUUGGGGUCACCCGUGAAAACAUUAUGGUGGCGGCAUACCCAAAAGCCACAGGGUCCGCAAAUACAACGUUGCGCCGUGAGCCUCCCGAGCUCGAUGCAGUCUGGGAACUCAUCUUGUACUGGAUUCAAAGUGCCUAUUCCCGGUCACGACCUGCAAUGGGAGGAUUUGGUCGGAUACCGAGGCGCGUGGUCUUGGUCGGCCUGAGCUGUUAG
Messenger RNA from Pyricularia grisea, 282 nucleotides. RefSeq lists its product as uncharacterized. Bases 1 to 282 code for a protein of 93 amino acids. Lineage: Eukaryota; Fungi; Ascomycota; Sordariomycetes; Magnaporthales; Pyriculariaceae. The transcript is spliced from 2 exons. The record is from RefSeq and is a predicted model, not a curated record.